ACAGCGACAGAAAGCCUCUGUACCUGGAGGGAGGGCCCGUCCCGCCCGUCCCGCCCGUCCCGUCCUCCCUGCUCGGCGGCUCUGAGCAGCUCACUCGUGUGAACUCUCUCAACAUGGAGGUCCAGCUGCUGGUUUGUGUCGCGGUGCCGCUGCUCCUCAUGACUUCAGGAACCGACGCACAGUCGGACGUCUGUGGCAUCGCGCCGCUCAACACCAAGAUCGUCGGCGGUGAGUCGGCACCUGCCGGGACGUGGCCCUGGCAGGUGAGUCUGCACCGGAACCUGAAACAUUUCUGUGGAGGGUCGCUCAUCAACAAACAGUGGAUCCUGACGGCCGCUCACUGCUUCUACCCCAGCACCAGCACGUCGGGCCUGGUGGUUUAUCUCGGACGUGACUCUCAACAAGGCCUGAACUUGAACGAGGUGUCCCGUACGGUGUCCCAGGUCAUCAACCAUCCCGCCUACAACGAAAACACAAACAACAACGACAUCACUCUGCUGAGACUGUCGUCCCCCGUCGACUUCAGCGACUACAUCCGGCCCGUGUGUCUGGCAGCGGACAACAGCAGCUUCCCGUCCGGGACCAGCUGCUGGGUCACCGGCUGGGGGAACACGCAGUCCGGGGUUUCCCUCCCGUUCCCUGAGCGGCUGCAGGAGGUCCGUGUCCCCGUCGUGUCCCAGGCUCAGUGUCAGCAGUCGUACAGUUCCCUCACCAACAACAUGAUCUGUGCCGGUCUGACCGAGGGAGGGAAGGACUCCUGCCAGGGCGACUCCGGCGGCCCCUUGGUGAGUAGGGGCGUGUCCUCGUGGGUCCAGGCCGGAGUGGUGAGUUUUGGAUCUGGCUGUGCUGAGCCAAACUUCCCAGGAGUCUACACGCGUGUGUCCCAGUAUCAGACGUGGAUCAACAGUCAGAUCCCCAGCGACCAGCCGGGCUUCGUGUCCUUCGAGGGCAGCGGGUCCACUGGCGCCGCCACUCGCAGCUCCGCCCUCUCACUUGCGCUGCUGCUCUCCGUCCUGCCGGCGCUGCUCCCUGCGCUCGUCCUCUCGUGGGACUGACGACGUCCAGAUGAACCAGGUUUAUGGAGUGUACUAUCUCACAUGUACAGACGCUUGUCGUCGAUGUUCACACGACGACCUGAACAAACCCAGAUGCUGUUUCGCUGUAACUUUGAAUGUUCUGUGUUUGUGAUCACAAACUAUUUAACAUAUGCACUGAUGAUGAAGUUUUCAAACUUGGACCUGUGAUGUGGCGGAGCGGUGGAAUCUGUACUGUACCUCUUUAUUGAUCACUGUGUAUGAUAACGUGUCUGUGCGCCGCCUACAUGAAGCACAUCACAAAUAAAAGAGCUUUCCUCACGAUGA
Messenger RNA from Scophthalmus maximus (turbot), 1361 nucleotides. RefSeq names its product mast cell tryptase. Lineage: Eukaryota; Metazoa; Chordata; Actinopteri; Pleuronectiformes; Scophthalmidae. Gene Ontology annotation, molecular function: serine-type endopeptidase activity. The transcript has 6 exons. Gene Ontology annotation, biological process: proteolysis. The record is from RefSeq and is a predicted model, not a curated record. The coding region runs from base 114 to 1055 and encodes 313 amino acids.